Porites lobata is the source of this 869-nucleotide messenger RNA. Lineage: Eukaryota; Metazoa; Cnidaria; Anthozoa; Scleractinia; Poritidae. The record is from the annotation of a GenBank genome assembly.
GCAAAUCAGUCGCUGAAUGUUUCAACGAUUGCUACACCAACACCAACACCAACACCAACACCAACACCCGGUAAGGAAAAUGUAGAUGGCUUGCAGUUGUUUUUUAGGUGUCCGGACAACGCCCUACCAAGUCCGGAUUACUAUCUCCCAAUCUUAGACGAUUAGCCCUCAAGCUUAAUUGCAAUUUUAAGACGAAACUUACUUUUGUUACUCUUCUCCACUCGCGGCUGAAUACUCAAGUUCCAAUUAAUUGCUUCUGUUUUACAUAUACAAUAUUAAAGCAUGCAAAGUUAGUUAAAGAAUUGACAAUAACUUAAGAAGAAAUUAAGUUCGUAAAUUUUGCUGUAGUAUGUGACAAUCACGAAACAACUUAAGGUAGUUGUAGUAUAGCAUUUUGAAGUUUCUUUCUCGUGUUUUUGGCGGAAUAAAGUAUCUUGGAGUGACAAUAUAUUUGUGGAAAGUAACAUACUAGGUGUUUUCAUAAUGGGCUCUAGAGAUUUUGGGCAAAACGUUCGUGCUAAUGGGUUUUUGCGCGAGUUGUCUAACGUUUUGUUUUAGCGUCGGUAAUGCUUCGAAUUCUCAAAGUUCUUAUUUAACUUUCAGUUUCAGGCUCAUUAGAAACACAGACUGGUUCCUCCGCCGCUCCUAUAAACGUUAUAAUUCCAGUUCUGAUCACGCUUAUUCUCGUAAUUGCGCUGGUCAUUGUUUGCUUCAUUAGACGCAAGAGACUCGAAAGACGAGUACGAAAAAGACUAGGUAACAGUGAAGCUAACUUGGUCAACGAUGACAGUUCAGCUCAGUAUCACGACCUCCACUCACAAGAUUAUGAUUCUUCUGAAGAACUGCAAAAUAUCUUUCCUACAAGUUAA